Molecule: messenger RNA, 774 nt
Organism: Penicillium subrubescens
Lineage: Eukaryota; Fungi; Ascomycota; Eurotiomycetes; Eurotiales; Aspergillaceae
Product: dolichyl-phosphate beta-D-mannosyltransferase
Exons: 2
Biological process (GO): protein O-linked glycosylation via mannose; GPI anchor biosynthetic process
Cellular component (GO): endoplasmic reticulum membrane
Molecular function (GO): dolichyl-phosphate beta-D-mannosyltransferase activity
Source: RefSeq, a predicted model, not a curated record
UUCUUGAACUCCAAAAUACCUAAAUCUGUCGCAAAAAUGGCCGCCACCAAGAACAAGUAUUCGGUCAUCCUGCCCACCUAUAAUGAACGCCGGAACCUCCCUAUUAUCACCUGGCUGAUCCAGAAGACCUUCAAAGAGAACAACCUCGAUUGGGAAGUUAUUAUCGUUGACGAUGGCUCCCCUGACGGUACCCUCGAGAUCGGCAAGCAGCUCCAGCGCCUCUAUGGCCCCGAACACAUUGUCCUCAAGCCCCGCCAGGGUAAGCUCGGUCUGGGCACCGCGUACGUUCACGGCCUGCAGUUUGCUACUGGUAACUUCAUUAUCAUCAUGGACGCCGAUUUCAGCCACCACCCCAAGUUCAUCCCCGAGAUGAUCAGAAUCCAGAAGGAGUCGGACGCGGACAUUGUCACCGGCACGCGGUAUGCCAACCGUGGAGAUAUCAAGGGUGGUGUUUACGGCUGGGAUCUCUUCCGCAAGUUCACUUCGCGCACGGCCAACCUGAUUGCCGACGUCAUGUUGAUGCCCGGUGUCAGCGAUCUGACGGGUAGCUUCCGUCUUUACAAGAAGCAGGUGUUGGAGAAAGUCAUUACCAGCACUCAGAGCAAGGGUUACAGCUUCCAGAUGGAGAUGAUGGUUCGCGCCAAGGCCAUGGGCUACAAGGUUCAGGAGUGCCCUAUUACCUUUGUGGAUCGCCUCUAUGGCGAGAGCAAGCUCGGCGGAUCCGAGAUUGUCGAAUACCUCAAGGGCGUGAUGACCCUGUGGCUGAAGGUUUAA